AUGGCAUCUUUCAAAGGAGAACUCAAAGCGCUCAUUCUGGUCGGGUAAGUGCAGCUGCCUCCUCCUUCUGUGGGAUCCCACGUCGCUCGCCGUCAUCCGGCGUAGUCGUGGUCGCGUUCGAACCGUACGACCCAAGCUCUCGCUGGCUUGAUUCGUUGCUGGGCGAAGGCUCUAGCUCGACCGUAAUCACUACACCAUUCGUCGGGACAUACAGCUGCUUUCAAAGUGCUCUUCGCGUCGCUCUCGUCUCUUCGAUUCCGAUGGAUCGGCUCCCAGGCUCCCAUCUGGUCUCGCAUCGACCAUCCGAGGCGCCCCGCUGUCCCGUCUCGGUGAACUCUGCUCCUUCGCAGACCCAGACUGACCUCUACAACCCUCUACCUUUCCGGUCCACAGUGGCUUCGGCACACGACUGCGUCCCCUGACGCUCACCUUGCCCAAGCCGCUCGUGCCUUUCGCCAACCAAGCCAUGAUGUGAGCUACCGCCUUGAUUCUUUACCCUGUCAUGUCCCUUCACUUUGGCUGAUGACACCUCUUCUCGUCCAACCAGCAUCCACCACAUCUCGGCACUCGCAGCGGCUGGCGUCAAGCACAUCGUUCUGGCCGUCAACUAGUACGUUUCGGCGCCGCCCUGGCACGCGACGCGACGGGACAAGCGCACGUUCGAACCCCUCGAGUCGCGCCACACAUCAUACUCGCGUUUCACCAUUUGGCAUUCGUCAAAGGGACGAAGAAAGUUAACUCAUUCUGAGAAUUGUUUGUCUUUGUGCGCAGCCGACCCGAAGUCAUGUCGGCUUUCUUGGCCAAGGUCGAAAAGGACUUUGACGUUAAGGUGCGUAAUCGAGAAUUUCAACUCUGAAGUGCGCCGCUUUCGCCGAGGAAGGAGAGCUAACCACAAAGUCGCGUGCCGCUGCAACAGAUCACCUUCUCGAUUGAGAACGAGCCUCUCGGAACAGGUAACAUCACCUGUGCUCUCACUUGGUGAAGACCUCGGUCCUGACGAACCCCUUGCCUCCAUCUUCUCAAACACAGGGGGACCGCUUGCUUUGGCCCGAGACGUGCUCGCCAAGGACGACGCACCCUUCUUUGUGCUCAACAGUGACGUGACGUGCCAGUUUGCGUUCCAGAGCCUGCUCGACUUCCACCUCAACCACGGCGGCGAAGGCACGAUCCUCGUCACAAAGGUCGAGGAACCGUCCAAGUACGGUGUCGUAUUGACCCACCCUGGAGAAUCGACGAUCGAGCGCUUCGUCGAGAAGCCCAAGGAGUUCGUCGGGAACCGUAUCAACGCCGGUAUCUACAUCUUCAACCCCGCCAUCCUCGAGAGGAUCGAGGUCAAGCCGACUUCGAUCGAGAGUGAAAUCUUCCCCGCCAUGGCCGCCGAUCGUGAGCUGCAUUGCAUGGACCUCGAGGGGUUCUGGAUGGAUAUUGGACAGCCCAAAGGUACGAUCCCAUCGGGACAGUCUUAUUUCCUCGUCCGCUGGUCCUGAUCGGCUCUCUUUUUGACCUGACCAUCGCAGACUUCCUCUCGGGCACAUGUCUCUACCUGACGCACCUGAGCCGAACAAACUCGCCGCAAUUGACCUACCCGUCGCAACAACCCUACAUCGUGUCCGGUAACGUCCUCAUCGACCCAUCAGCCAGGAUCGACCCGACCGCUUCGAUCGGCCCCAACGUCGUCAUCGGUCCCGGUGUCGUCGUCGGCAAAGGUGUUCGUCUUCAACGCUGCGUCAUCAUGGAAAACACAAGGUCCGUCCAUUGCACGAGUGCGCAAAGCGGAGAAUGGAGAACUGACUCUCUUUCGUAUUGUCGGCGUUUGGCCGGGAUAGGGUCAAGGACCAUGCUUGGAUCCAAUCCAGUAUCGUUGGGUGGAACUCCACGAUCGGACGAUGGGCGCGUCUUGAGAACACGACCGUUUUGGGUGACGAUGUCCAAGUCGGUGAGGAGGUUUAUAUCAAUGGCGCGAGCGUCUUGCCUCACAAGAGCAUCAAGUAAGUCGCACCCUUCUGUGGGCCUGGCGGUACAUUGUCGUCCUUUGCUUUUGCUGAUGAGAUGCUUCUGAUUGCAUUAGGGCCAACAUUGUCGCGCCUUCGAUUGUCAUGUGA
Molecule: messenger RNA, 2102 nt
Organism: Microbotryum saponariae
Lineage: Eukaryota; Fungi; Basidiomycota; Microbotryomycetes; Microbotryales; Microbotryaceae
Source: the annotation of a GenBank genome assembly